Stylonychia lemnae is the source of this 3564-nucleotide messenger RNA. Lineage: Eukaryota; Ciliophora; Spirotrichea; Sporadotrichida; Oxytrichidae. The record is from the annotation of a GenBank genome assembly.
AUGAUUGUCUGUCAACAUAGCAAUUUACUUUAAAUCAGGGCACCUCCCAAUCCCUCUCUACUUCACUAGACUUGCGCUUCAAGCAUCCACAGCGCUGACAACUAACCUCAAUCGUCAGCGACACAGACCAAGUCAGGAACUCUCCUAUAGAACUGCAAAGACUGCGGAGCUAUCAUCCUAGAUAAUGGAACGAUGGCAGUUAAGGACGAGAGAUUUAACUUCGUAGUGGAUAACUCCCCCGCUGAAACUCUGCAAACAAUACUCGCAACUGAAGAGAGGUAGAAACUGGUAGUAAAUCCCUAGGCCACUGCUUAUUUAAAGGAACGAGUGAACAUCGUGAAUUAAUUCUUCGAACUCGGCAAAAGAUUCUUCCAAAGAGAUGAGACCCUGCAUCUCGCUGUUGAGCUCCUAGAUCGAUUCUUUUUAUCUCAGAAUUACGGUUCUCAUUCACAGAGUAUGGCUGAAAGAGAUCCCAACUCAACUCCAAAGGACAAGCAUAGUUCUUCCACAACAGUGAAUUCUGCCGCACAUGGCAAAGAUCAGCAGUAGAUCUAUGGAGUGAGCAACUAGAUCACUGAUAAUUUCGCAAAAUUCGAUUUCACCCCCAAAUCUGCAUAGAAGUCUCUAUAUGAACUUACCAUAUUCUUGAUUGCUAGCAAGUAUGAUGAACUUGAUGAGAAUAUUCCAUAGAUUAAAGAUCUCGUACGCUAUUAUUCCAGAUUUUUACCAGUAAGUGUGCCCACGCCUACUUUCACUCAAAUAGUUGAGUGUGAAAGAUAGAUCAUGAAGCAUUUGAACUGGGAAUUAGGUUAUGUCACUCCUACUAUGAUUAUCAAGCUUUUGCUAGCCAACGGUGUUAUCUUUGAUAACGAGCCCUUCGUUUUAGAUCCUGAUUCUUUGUAAUCCCUAGCAAAAUCCAUAUCAGAAAAAAGUGUGAUCUAUCUUGAUUUACUUGUGCGAAAUAUGUAAAAUUUUAGAGAUAAAAAGCCUUCACUACUUGCCUCAGCUAUUGUGUAUCAAGCCAGGAAGGAUGAAAUCACUAAUCUAAAGAAUAGAGCUAGCGAAGUUAGCAAUACCAACUCAGCACAGUUUAAGCAAUUUUGGUGUACUGAACUCAAAGUGAUGACAGGCUAUUCUGAGUAGGACCUGCUUGAUGUAGCCAGAAGACUAAAGGCAAGACAUGCUGGUAAAGUUGGCGGAACUCCCAGUGAGAAGAAGAGAAAAAAUAAGGAAAACCUAAGUGCUAAGCAGAGUCCAGGACAUGCUCUUUAACACUCUAACUCUAAAUUCCCUCAUAUGCCCAAUUAAAGUCAAAUAAAUGGGUUAAGAGCUCAAAUAUCUCCUAAACUUCCCAUCAGCGAAAAGAAACCUGAUGAAAAGACUCAGUUAAAGAACUCCCCAUUAAGAAACAAGAUAAAUCAACAUCAAAUUACAUUGGAUAGCCACAUAGUUGCGAAUAGUACAUUGUCAUUGAGAACAGCUUAGCUAUCCUAAUUCUAGCCUGCUUAGGAUUACUUAAGCUAAAAAGCCUUGCUCUCUAAUAAGAACUCCACUAAUACAUAUCAAGCACCUUUUACUUAGCCAUCAUCUAAUUAAUAAGGUGUGCCAUCCCUUAAGUAAAGUUCAUAAUCUUGUGAUAAUUAUGGUCUUAAGCCUUAAUCAUCCAAAAAUGUUAAUAGAACUACAUCAAAUAUGACAUUAGGAUAAGGUGGCCUUUAACACUAAAACACCCUUAACCUAGAGGCAUUCACUCAUCAUGAUAUCACUAUGGAUGAGAAUAUCUUAAAAUCUACAUAAUCAUAAUCCUUAUAUCCACUGAGAACCAAACAAACUCAAGCUCUCAAAAAGCCUCAGAGCACAACUCAUGCUGACAAUUUAACUUAACAUAUCUCAGUCUGUUUUGGCAGCAAUACCAUCAAUAAAUAGUUCUUUGAACCACUUAGACUUAAGACAAGCAGAGAGGGUAACAGACUUAGCGAGGAUUAGUAUAAAGUUCAAACAUAGUUGCUAAGGAAGACUAAUGUUCAAUCUUCAAUGUAAAACAUGCCAUCUCUGAGAGAGUCAGCUGAGUACAAUAGUUCAAACAACUCAUCUAUGCAAGGAGGUUAAAACACAAACACCAACACUAAUACUACUGGACUCCACACCACUAGAGUUCCACCAUAGAUGAGACCAGGGCUUAACCAGAGAGGCUACUAAUUCUAGGCACUUAAAGACUUUACUAAGAACCAACAAAGUUCCUCUUAGAACGGAAGAAAUGAAGCUAUGACUAAACUUCCAGCCAUUGAAAGUCACUCCAACUAGAAGCAACCAUUUAACAGCAGAUACCAAGAUGGUGUAAACAGCUCAUCCGUGCAGAACAACAAUGCCCAAGAGAUUAUUACCAUGAACAGAAGAUCGAAGUCUUGGAAGAGAAACAAUGACGAGGUGUUUGCCAUGACCAAUAACCUCAGACAGCAGAUCAGGAACAAAUUCUAGCAAAAUGGAAGCUUGACCAGCAGAGUGCAAAUUCAAAGCUUCAGUUAACUUAACAGCAACUUUACUGAAUAAGCGUAGCUUUACCUGAGUAAAGAAAGUAUCACAAAUGGAGGUGGAACUGGAGCUACUGGGGAGGCUGAUUACCAGAAUAUCUGCAUUUAACCAUAGAACUUCAGCUUGAAGAACAAAGGCAACAACUUUGGUCAGAGAAACAGCAGUUAAGGCUUCCAGGGAAUGCAUGGCAGUGAUUCUAAGAGCAAUACUUUUACAUCAGAUUCUAACACUAGAAGAAGCCAUGGCAACCACCCACUAGAUAACAAUGGUGCUAGCAAGCCAUCUUCUAAAGGUAGCUCCAAGAUCAGACUUUACUCAAAGAAGGCUUUCGACCCAAGUGUAGAAACUGUGGAUAGACAGGGUUGUGGCAGUGGAAUGAUCUAGCCUUAUGUUAAUAGCAACAUAGUUAAGAAAUCCAAAAAUGGGGAAAACAGGCUAGUCCUCUUGCCAAGUUAGAUUCUAUAGAGCAACCAAUCCCCAACUUACUCUUAAAACUAGGAAGGGCAUUAGACAUUCUUCAGAAUUAAGGUUAAUAGAGUAAGUCCUGUGCCUAAAGUGGGAGAUGAGGGCUAUGGAUUUAAUGCUAAUUCUUAAAUUUAAGUUAAUGCCACUAAAAGACCCUCCAGCAAGUUGAGGCAAAGUGCUUCCAACAAUGGCAAUGGAGUAAUUACAAAUAAUUCAGAAGAAGACCAACUGUGCUGUGUCAUUGAAGAGGAAGACAAUGAAAUCACCUUAAAACCUAAGAAGCCUCCAGUUGAGAGAGAAGUUAAAGAUCAGAUCGCUCUUAAUUCCAACAUCAGAAAAAUAAUUCUUAAGAACCCCUCUAAAAGAGAACUAUCUGCUGAUGGCAUUGUGAAGAAGUCUUUUGCCACUGCUCAUAAAUACUUAGCCAACAAGUUUGACUCUAACUCUCAAAAUAGCUCAAGACUAGACACUCAAACCUCUUGCACCACUGGGGGUCCAGGUGUUUAGAACAGUAACUGUGGGGGCAUCAAAAUGUACACUAAGCCAAAGAAGUUUGUGCAAUAAUGA